UCAAAGUGAGCGAUGGAUGAUGAAAAUGAAUGACCCAUUACUUCUCUCAACAGUUUCUAUGCAGAGGAAAAUUGAAAUUCUACUUUCUUCCUUUUUUCUCUCUUUUCUGUUUUUCCCUCUCUCUUUUCCCAUCAUUUCCACUGUUCCUGCCUUCUUUAAUCAUUUCCCAUAAUUUUCUUUUUCCCCUCUUUGUCUUCUUCCCUUCCCACCUACUAAUUUCAAAAUCCCUCUCAGUCUUCACCCAUUUCCCCCCUUUCCUCGCUCGUCAAUGGCGAUUUGAUCGCCGACUCCUGGUGUGGAUCCAGUGGCUCGUUCUGAUCUCGCCACCUCAUCUGGGGCCGGCGUUUGGUGGGUCCGGCGAUUGACGUGGAGAAAUCGGAGGUGGGUUCUGCAGGCGACUCGGAUUUUGUUCAUAAGCCAGUAGAAAAAAACUGCCCUCUUCCUUCCCCACCCCUUUGUCGGUUUUUCAUAUGCCCUGAAAUUGACUCCUGGGUCUUCUUCUUCCACCGGCCAUCUUCUUUAUUUCUUCCUCUCUCUCUCUCUUCAGCCAUUCUGCAGAAUCGCAUCUAACGAGAGAGAGAGAGAGCUCUAAUGGAGUACGAGAGGAUUCACAAAGUUCAGACAGGUAUAAUUUCUCCCAGUAAACUGAGGAUGAAGCUCAUGGGGCCUCAUCACCAUAAGAAAAAGGAUGGAUCAAACAGCAACUCUUCAAGAACUUCUCCUUCUAAGCUUGAGGAUUCUGAGUUUGUCAGAAACAGUUUAUUGGCCACAGAGAGUGGUAACUUUGAUGAGGAAGUGACAUCUUCCUGCUUGGAAGUUCCCUCCGAAAAGGUUUUGGAUCGGUCAGUUUCAGACCCAAAACACAGUGAUCGAUCUUCGGGUCUGCCAAAAGAGUUUCUCUCAAAGGAGAAUGGUGAAGCGGUUCGAAAUAGAAUGCAGCUAUGUCUGAAAGGCGAUAGUUGUAAUUCAAGCACGGUUCACCCUUCAAAAUUGAUGGAAGAUGAAAAUCUGGAUUAUGACAGUAAUGCAAGUUCAUCCAGUUUUGAGUUCCAUAAGGGGGAGAGGUCUGUACACAGUUCCAUUUCGAGGUCGCACUUAAGACCAAUGUCGUCAAAGUGGAACGAUGCCGAGAAAUGGAUAAUGAAUCGUCAAAAUAACGGACUGACUGCAAAUUAUCCUAAGAAGAACGUUCCGCAAAACCAAGGAAAUAGAAUGGCAGUGACAAAUAUGGUGAGGGUUGCUCCAGAAUUGAACUCUGAGCUUCGGUCGUCAAUUGGUAGAGCGGUGGAUGCGAAGCAGGUGGAUUUCUGUCAACCUGGAAUGCAGAUGGGGCCUGAGAAGUUCUCUUUUGUGCCUGGUGGAACAUACUCCUACGCAGAUAAUGUGUUGAUUGAUCCAUGUUCUCAAAUUAAGGACUUGAAAGAAGUGGAUCACAAGCCAUCCUCAAAAGCUAGUAAAGAAGAUUCUACAGGCAUCCCUGCAGUUAGAGCAGUUUCAAUGAGAGAUAUGGGAACAGAAAUGACCCCAGUCCCUAGCCAAGAGCCUUCAAGAACGGCUACUCCUGUCGGGGCAUCUCCGCUUCGCAGCCCAACGUCUUCAAUCCCCUCCACACCUCGGAGAGAUACACCAGCUCCAACUCCUACAGAGCAAUUUGCUUCAGGGUUACAGCAUUCAGCAGAAAAUGGCAAAAAGGAACUAUCAGAAGACGAAAUAAAGCUCAAGACAAGAAGGGAGAUUCUAGCUCUCGGUAUGCAGCUUGGCAAGACAAAUAUUGCUGCCUGGGCAAGUAAGGAUGAGCCAGAAAAGAAACGACAGAAUGCUGAAAAUGCUGCAAAGGAGGCACUCGAGCGGGCGGAGUUUGAAAAGCGUGCAGCUGUGUGGGAGGAAGUUGAAAAGUCUAAACAUAUGGCAAGAUUUAAACGCGAAGAGAUCCAAAUCCAAGCAUGGGAAAGCCAGCAGAAAACGAAGCUAGAAGCCGAAAUGCGGAGAGUAGAGGCCCAAGUUGAACAAAUGAGAGCUCAAGCUGAAGUGAAGAUGAUGAAGAAGAUUGCAAUGACAAGGCAAAAGUCAGAUGAGAAACGGGCAGCGGCCGAGUGUCGAAAGAAGCAGGAGGCAGAAAGAACAGCAGCCCAGGCCGAACAUAUUCGGCAGACGGGACGAAUGCCAUCCUCCCCUUACAUUUGCUGUGGUUGGUUGUGAUAAAAUCUAAAACCCAUGAGAAAAGUGAAGAAGAGAACAAUGAAUGAUCAAACUUGUAUCUAUGAAGCAGCUUCAGUUAGCUACCAGAAGAGAAUUUUGCAUUUAAUGAAUUAAAACCUUACCUCAAGAGUGUUCAUAUUGAAUAAACAGAGUUCAGUAACUUCAUUUUCUUGAUGAAAAAUCUAAAAAGGAAAAGAAAGCUAUUUUUCCUACCUUUUUGUACUUAAUACAGGGAAUGAUUGCCUUUGUGCACUGGAUUUGGCUUGAUUUUUAGUGGAAAUUGAGUUGAUCAAAGAUUAGAUGGUUGGAGAAGAA
Messenger RNA from Momordica charantia (bitter melon), 2514 nucleotides. Its product is annotated as Remorin family protein. Lineage: Eukaryota; Viridiplantae; Streptophyta; Magnoliopsida; Cucurbitales; Cucurbitaceae. The record is from RefSeq and is a predicted model, not a curated record.